AUGACCUCUGUAAGGGAGAAAAGCAGCGAAAAAAAAGAAACAGCACAAGUGGUUACCCAAACAAAGACUGUAUUCAAUGAAAAAACAGAGCAAGUAGUUUCUGAACAAGAAAUUAUUGAGAAGGAAACGGUUGUUCAACAGCAAAAAUAUAUCAUCAGUAAAGAAGAGAAUGAAGAUAAACUAAAUAAAAUUAUUGAAAAAGAAAAACAAAGUAAUGGCAAUUUAUUACUUGUGAACCUUGAUAGACCCGUUACAGUUAGUGAUGUGCUUUCCGGAAAGGUUGUUUUACCUCCCGCGCCUAGAAAAUCCGUGGAAUCAAAGGAUCACAUCAGACCUAUUCUCCCUACUAAAGAUUCUCAACAGGAUUUCCUUGUGAUUCCGGAUAAAGUCACCAGUAGUAAUGAAUAG
Messenger RNA from Acaulospora morrowiae, 408 nucleotides. The record is from the annotation of a GenBank genome assembly. NCBI's taxonomy places the organism in Eukaryota, Fungi, Glomeromycota, Glomeromycetes, Diversisporales, Acaulosporaceae.